UUAUUUUCCCUACAAGCACCAUUUGUUGGACUGUCUUCAGAAGCGAGGGAAGUUCUGUCGAAAUAACUUUCCACCAAUUUGUUUAAUUUCAUUUCGAGACACCAGAACUAACAUCAACAAAUUUGAAAACUGACACCCAAAAUGACAAAUUCAAUUUUUAAUCCCCACGUUUCGGCUAUGGAUCCGGUCACAGCAUUUGCAAAAUCCCUCCUUUUGACUUGUAACAUUUUCUUAACCGUCACUGGCAUUGGACUUCUCGUCUAUGGUCUCAUACUCCUGGUCAUAGAACGGCGCUACAUGGUCAUAGACAAUUACAACUUCUCCUUUGAAAACUGGAUUAUAUGUACAGCAGUAAUACUCCUCGUGGUGAGUCUUUUCGGCUACUACGUAAACUACAAAGAAAUAAAGACUUAUUUGCUUCUGUACGCUAUUUUACUCUUACUCCUGUUCGUGGUCCAAGUAAGUGUGGCACUCUUCAGUGCUAUAGUACUACAUCUAGGAGACGGCGUCAAUCAGAUGGUGCAAGCAAAAUUUGAAAAAAAAUUCCUAAAAAACGACACAAAUUUCUGGAAAACCUUCACCGACAUUCAAAAAAAUUUCCGAUGUUGUGGUGUUCACGGUGCCAAAGACUACCACACGAUCCCAGAGAGUUGUUGCCAGAAAAGACACACCAAUGGAACUUGCACAAAAAUCUUUGAAUCCUCUUGUACCCAAGCAUACUCAGAUGCCCUCACUCCCUUACACAAAUCCGGCGGAUACAUCUGCCUCGUGUUUUCCGUCCUGGAGCCGAUAGGUGCUUGGGUGGCUUUAUUAAUCCGAAAACGAUUAUCCGCUUCGCCCGACCUGCCCCCAGAAACCCCCGCAACCUAAACCGCCCCCCUUCCCCCAAACCCUUCGCUUUAUGUAACUCUGUAGAAUACCAAGCGACGCUGCGAUUGGUGGCGCCCUCUCGAAACGCCUCCUACAAGCGCGUGAAAAUGGCCUCCACGGCAUUCUCUAGCUGUUUAGGCGCAAAAUUGGCGGUCUUGGUAACAGGAUCGCAGCAACGCGGGAAGGUGGCGCCAACGACCGGUCGGCGAUUGGUUAAAUCCGCCACCUCUCGCCACUCCUACUCUCCUGAUACGUGGAGCUCUGUUUUGAUAACUUGACGCAACGUGAGCCGUAAAAGUGCAGCAGCCGGAUUGGACGGAUUGAUUGUGGCAAUUGUUGAAGGAAAUUUGUAAUUUAUGGGUUUUGAUGGUAAAGUCGGAGCGAUAAGAAAUGACGUGCCGACGUGCGAAGAGUUUUUCGGGGUUGCUGGACAAAAAUGGGUGCAUUUUUAAUUGUGGUCGAUUAAAUACGCAAUG
This is a messenger RNA of Zophobas morio, 1346 nucleotides long. Its product is annotated as tetraspanin-13-like. The transcript has 6 exons. The record is from RefSeq and is a predicted model, not a curated record. Gene Ontology annotation, cellular component: plasma membrane. Bases 142 to 870 code for a protein of 242 amino acids. Lineage: Eukaryota; Metazoa; Arthropoda; Insecta; Coleoptera; Tenebrionidae.